Bombina bombina (fire-bellied toad) is the source of this 1262-nucleotide messenger RNA. RefSeq lists its product as uncharacterized. Bases 346 to 1239 code for a protein of 297 amino acids. The transcript is spliced from 2 exons. NCBI's taxonomy places the organism in Eukaryota, Metazoa, Chordata, Amphibia, Anura, Bombinatoridae. The record is from RefSeq and is a predicted model, not a curated record.
ACUUAAAGAACACAUUUUCUCCAUCACUGACAUGUACACAGAACUACUGUAUCAAGCACAUACAUGUAUACUUUGCAUAUUAAAAACCCUCAUAUCCCAGCCUGGCAUCCUCAGAACUCAACUUCUUCAAACACAGAAUUAGAGAGGCCCUAACAAUUUGGCAGACACCUUCUGUCUACAUCACAGCAUAGGGGUCCUUGCCUUCUGAAAUGUUGCUUUGUCUUGCAGCUUUAUGAGACACCUACCUGAAGACCUGAGGAGGUUCGGAGUGUACUCACGAGUACAUAUCUUACUCAUUUCUCACUCCUGAACUCUCCCUCUCCCUUUACAAAACUGCCUCCUUUGAUGACAUUCAAUCAGAACCUCCAGUCACCAGGGUGCCAACGCCCAUGCAUCCCCCUCCACCACCGCCACAAAGGAUUUCUCCACCUCGCCCGGAGAGUCCAGCAGGAGUUUGCCAGGCAUGAGCUUGGUUGGACUGCAUCAAUUGACAAUCCGGAUGUCAUGCCGCCAGCAUUAAAUGAGGAUACCUGGCAGGAGCCCUGGCCGGAGAACUAUUCCUAUGGCUUGGAGGGGAAGCCAAGUCAGCCCCGAAGGGUUUAUGCCUUUACCCCCCCCAACAAUAUCAGGCCACUCAGGGAUUCUACCAGCAGGCUGAGUGGGUGCACACCAGCCGGCAAUGGGACUAUCAGUCCAUCCGGACAUCUCCACCAUCUGCUGCAGGUUCAACAGGCAGCAGCUGAAGAGAUUGAAAUUGAACCGGCGCCUAGAGUCCCUGCUGGGGAAGAGCCCAUGGAUCCACUGACUUCCGCCAUGGGCGAUGAAUACAUUGCCCUACAGAGGAGGCAAACAGUAACCUGCGAGAGUCUCACAUCAACCUGCGAGAGAAUGCAGAGGGACCAACGCAGGUUUUACAGGAGCCAACAGACAUUACAACAGCGUUCCAUUGAGCUGCAAUUGGACAUGAUAGCAUCUUUAACUGCUAUGGUCCAGAAUCAAUCUCAAAUGCUGAGAGUAAUUUCUGACAUGCAAAUCCAGAGUGACAACAGAUGGAGGGAACAGAACCAACUGUUGGGUGUGUUGGUGGAGCAUUUCACCCACCAGCAGGACAUUGCCUCCAGCAUCUCAUCUGUGGCCAGCACUCCUGCAGGAUCCUCUGGAUCCACACAACCCAGGAGAGGCAGGAGACCCACUCCAGGCCCCUCAGCCCCCUCAUCUAAGAAGCCUAAAAGAAAAUAAAUCUUGUUAUAUUUCAUCCUAAA